AUGACGGACAAAGACGAAUCAAAAGAAAGAGAGGAACAAACAAGUAGUACUUUAACAGUUCCUAGUGAGAAAAGUGCGAACUCCUUGGAAAAUAUAGACCAAGAUGAUACUAAUGACAACAAUGUUCAGGGUACCUCAACGGCAAAAGUCAAGAAGAAGAAAAAAAAGAAAAACAAAUCAAACGUAGCGGAGAACGAAUCGACAACUUCUGCGGAUAAAGGAUCAGGCAACAAAUCUGCCAAAGAUAAGGAUGAUUUGGAUCAAAUAGUGGCGCAUAUCAUGAGGUACGACGAGAAACCGCAAACAAAUUCGUGUUCGGUGCCAAAGUGUAAACAGAGUUUGGCAGUUAUUAGUCAUAUUUGCCAAUAUUGUAAUAUGAAAUACUGCAUAGCUCACAGGUACAGGAGCGAUGUGUAUUUUAAUUUCGUAUGUUUGGCCAUAAAUCUAAUGGUUAAUCCUACUACCAGGCACCCUGAAGCACAUUCGCCAAAAUGCGUUGAAAAAGCUAGGAAUGUCGCGCAUGCUGGAUUUAAACAAGAAUCUAUGCGCUUCAUUUCCCAAGAAAGAAGAAAUCCCGGAUCAACAAACUCCAAAAAUUUUAAUGCAAACGAAAGUAAAGAGGAUCUAAAAAAGAGGUAUAGGGAAAAACUGGAUAAAGCAAGGCGUGAAGAGAGAGGGGGAAAAGGCUCCUAA
Acaulospora colombiana is the source of this 693-nucleotide messenger RNA. NCBI's taxonomy places the organism in Eukaryota, Fungi, Glomeromycota, Glomeromycetes, Diversisporales, Acaulosporaceae. The record is from the annotation of a GenBank genome assembly.